Molecule: messenger RNA, 4708 nt
Organism: Daphnia carinata
Lineage: Eukaryota; Metazoa; Arthropoda; Branchiopoda; Diplostraca; Daphniidae
Gene: Dab
Product: protein disabled-like
Exons: 7
Coding region: 1-4086 (1361 amino acids)
Source: RefSeq, a predicted model, not a curated record
AUGUCAGUACAAUACCAGAAGAUGUUAACGCAAUUUUCCCUUCGGCUCAGUAUUGUGCAGCCUUUAUACAUCGUGAAUCACUAUGGACGAGGUGUGAUGGAAUGCCAGUUCUCAUCGUUCUGCCAGUCCAACAUGAUUCGCAAGGAUCCUAUUUUCAAAACUCUUAUGCUGUCCCGUAAAGGGACAGUAGAGAGACCAACUGAUGUAAAUGAUCCACUACGGUUUGCUGGUGAAGGUGUUACUUUUCGUGCCAAGCUAAUAGGAGUUUUGGAGGUAAAUGCCCCCAGAGGAGACAGACUUUGUCAAGAAGCACUUGGAGAGUUGAAAAUGGCCAUUAAAGCUGCUGGGGAACAUAAACAAAGGAUUAUGAUUUGCAUAGCCCUGGAUGGACUCCGGUUGAGGGACGAACGAACUGGGGAUUGCCUGUAUCACCACGCUGUUCAUAAGAUUUCUUUUAUAGCGCAAGAUAUGGCAGAUCCUAGGGCAUUCGGAUACAUUUUUGGUUCUCCCGAUCAGGGUCAUCGUUUCUUUGGCAUCAAAACGGAUAAACAUGCAAACUUAGUUGUUGUUGCUAUGAGAGACUUAUUUCAAGUUGUAUACGAUUUAAAGAAGAAAGAUGUUGAGAAGAACAAGCAAUACCCAUUCGACAGCAGUGGCAACAAGACGAAUGGUGAUAGGCAUUUAACUGACUCCAUGGAUAGCCUGGAUCAAAUGUUGGCCUUGGGAAGCCACUUGAAUGGUGGGCGAUCGGAAAUGUCAGCCAUUCAGACAGCUGAUUUGUUAAAUCUACAUGCUGAGGAGAAAUCAAGUGGCUCUUUCGAUCCUUUUGCCACAUCAUUUACUCCAACAAGCUUGUCAAAUUCCAUGGCAGUAAAACCAAUUGCGGGGGUCCCUCUGUUGUCGAUGCCGCCAGCUAUCCCGCCCCCGCCCUCUACAGUUGGGAUACUGUCAUGUGGGCCAACUAACGUUUCCCAGCCAGAUCAGCUGAAGCCAACUGUGUCGGACACUUUCAGUGAUUCUUUCGUCUCCAUGGCACCGCCACUUCACCUCACUCCACUGGUUCCUCCACCGACAAAGUCACCAAAAGUUAAAGCUUCCACUUCCACCAUGUCACAUUAUUCUACAAUUCGGCCGAGGAAGAAGUCUGGCAACGACCCAACCUCAGAGCCAAUGAAUCCCCCACAGCAAACGUUUCUACCUAUGGAAAUGCCGACCACCGUUAACGCCUUACCCAUACCGUCUGCCACGAAACUGUCAUCGUUGAAUGUGCGCAAUAUAAAGGGUAAUCUCUCUCCUAGAUUGAAUUCGGCAGCAACUUUACCGCGACCCACCAGCGCCAAUUCCAGUACGAACUCAUCCCCUCGCGUCGUUGAUGGUUUUGAUAGCCAGCCUUUCACAGCAAAUUUUGUCGUAGAACCCGCACCGGUUGCACCUGUAGAGCGUGUCGAUGUCUUCACUGAGUUGGAUCCACUAGGCACUGGACGUAGUCGACCUUAUAUAGACAAGAAGGAUUUUUUUCAAGAUCUGAAAAAGACAUCGCUUGGAUCUAAAAUGCUGCUCAAACAAUUGAGCACCUCGCAAGUUGAAAGUGUUGAUCAUCAGCAUGCAAAAGAUUGGCAUGCGCAGUUAUCUGAAGAUCCGUUUGGUAGCUUGCACUUUGGCCCUUUGCCCGAGGCCGAUCCGUUUGAUACCCAAUUCGCCUCCAUGGCUCCUCCGCUUUUCUCUGCUGCUUUCCACUCAUCACCGUUAGUCCAGUCAUCUUCACCUCCCAAAUCUAUUUCCCCUAGUGGUUAUUCAAAGGUCUCUAAAGCAAUAAAAUCCUCAUCCCCUCGCCCGACAAACUCCGUAUCCUCGUCUUUCACGAGUACCCCUCUGUCAGCCCCUGCUGCCAAGUCCAGCGCUUCCCGCUAUCCACGAGGAUUACUACGUGUAGCUCUUCCUGUUAGUCAAUCGGAUAGUGAUAGUGAGAUUACCAAUGAGAUCCCUCAACUACCUUCAUCACCGAUCCAGGCUCAGCGUAAUCAGCCCGCUAGCGGAACCCCAGAAAACAGCGCUCGAAGUUGCUCACCACGGAGUUCAGCCUCGCAGCUGUCAAUCCAUAUCGGUUCUAUUCACAUGGAUAGAGGAAAUACUCCCACAAAUGGCACUGGCGAUUCGCCCCUUCCACCUCAAGAGCUAUCGUCAAGCGAGGAUGAUUCAUCGUCCAGUUCGGUUGAGGAUGGCCAGUUAAGAGACCCCUCACACCACUCUCAGUCACCGCAGCACCAUUUGCGGUCGUUACAACCAGAAUGUAUAUCGGGCUCUGCAAUACUUCCUAUGCCACCACAGCCACCUCCUCGCCCGCCUGUCCUCCGGCCGCCACCAUUGCCACCCAAAGGGCAACCACCACUCGUACCACAACGGCCAGUCGUCACACCAACUGAUGAACUAAUCUGUAGUGGGCAUCAAACUCCACCGCUUCCCAUUCCCAUUCGAAAACCCAAACAACCACUGUCGUUAUCUAAUUCCCAUUCUAGGGGACAAAGCGUCUCACAUCAUACGUCACGAGAAAAUGGAGACGAACCGCGUCCUGCCAAACAAAUUCAAUCUAAACUGAAUCAAAUUUCUCUUUUGCAACUUUCUAACAUGUCGCUAGCUGAAUUAGCCGACACCCUUCAGUUGCCCCCCGCGAGGCUAGCCAGUAUGACAUUAACGGAGUUAGCCUUACGGUUAGCCGAAUUGAAUAAGAAUGAUGUAAAGGCUGAAUCUAAGAAAACACGCCAUUCCGAAAAGAAAUUCCCAUCAUCCCCACUGUACCACUCAGCAGCUAGAAGGAAAGACGAGGAUGAUGAAGAGGAAGUGGGGCAGGACGACGAAGAGGAAGAGGAGGAAGAAGAGGAAGAGGAAGAAGAAGAAGAGGAAGAGGAGGAAGAAGAAGAACCAGAACCCGUUGCAGUUAAAGUAGAUGAAACAGAGAUUUGUUACAAAGGUGGAAAGAAGUACGAAAUACUCAGUGAUGUUCCUGAACCAGAAGAUGACUCAGCUACGCGACUAUCUAAGACGUGCCCAACCGCAAAUACUCAAUUAGAUGCUCGCACACCCGAUAUCUCAAAAGUGUCUGAUAGCGACCGAUACGCUGCCCUUAGAGAAAUCAUGGAGCAAGAUCUGGCUGUUUCGUCUUGUGCUCGAACGGAUGAACCAGUGGAAAACGACCGGGUUCCCGAAUUCGCUAAUUUUGAUGAUAUAAAUGUUCUUGCUUAUUCUGCACCACAGGAAGCUAACGUUCCGUACAGUGGCACCCCACUCACGUCUAUUCGGAAAGUAACCUCACCCCUUUUCGGAUUCGAAGAUGAUUUUUGUCAUGUCCAGUUAAAUCGAUUGACGGAAUCGCCGUAUGACAACACUGGUGCCCGACCAAAGACUACCGGACACACACCACAUCCUAGGUGUAACUCUGUGUCUUCUGGAAGCGCAGAAUUUGACCAUUUUAUAGAGGAGGAGACGACCGUCAUACCAACCGGAGUCCCUAUCACCUGGAGCUGCCCAGAGCCGGUGGAUUUUAAAUUGUCUGAAACGCCUGAUGAUGAAGAGCCAGAACAAAUGGAAGUCAUUGGCAAAGAAGAUGACGAAGUCAUUGAUGAUCUGGCUGAUAAAUUCGCAGCUUUCGAGGCCCGCUUUCCUGCCAACCCCCUCGAAGGAUUUGGAGAUUCUUUUGCGGAUUUUGACCUUUCCGCAAAUACGGUCGUUAUCGAACCAAAUGUCCCGCCUGUGUCGGAUUCGUUUGCCGUCGAUUUUAGUGCAGCUUUCAAUGAAGAGAAGGCUUCAGAGAAUCAGCUAAAGACCAAAGAAAAACAGACUGUCAAAAAAUCCACAUCAGUCAAUAUAUUUUCUCGAGUAGACGAUCCCUUCGACGACGAUUUCUUCCAACCUGACCUGCCUAUUACUACUGCUGCUACAAGCUCUGUUACAGCACCUUCUAAUUCUCACAUGGUCAAACAGCCAUCGGUUCAAGUUUUUAACACUAUUGUUGAAGACCCUUUCGCUUGGGUUCAACCCUUUGACGAUAACGUUCAAUUUGAUGACGUUGAUGAUGAAUUCACACUCUAAAAGUCAUUUUCAUUUUGAAGCCGAAAUCAUGUCUAAUGCAGAUUGACAUGCUAUCGUGCUGCUGCGCUAAACAUUUCCGUAUCAUUUUCUGUCAUUCUCAAGUCUAAUAAGAAAGAGACACUUUCAUUUAACACUUUCCGUCAUAUCUAUACUUAUGACCAGUCAUGAAGAGUGGACCUGAAAAUAUGGCAGAAUAGUCCAACUGAUCCUGCUUAUGUUUCCUUAUGUUAAUGCUGUCAUCUGGCAUAGAAAAUCGUCGACUAGUCAUCUAUAUCUUCAUUUGUGAUUGUUCAAUUUUCUUUUUCUGUAGCCUUCUGCCAUUACCUUUUCUUUUCCCUCCAUUUUUAUGUUUAUUCUGAAUCUCGUUUAAUUCAAGAAUUCAGUUUUUACCUUUCCAUUAUUUUAUUUUAUUGUUUUUUGCUUUUUUGCAUUUUUAUUUCAUCGCUUUAUAUAUGAAGCUUCAACACGUUUUUGCUAUACUUUUUCCCUUUGCCAACCCUUCGUAUGAUUUACAGACAUUUGGUUCCUUCUUUAAUUCGCUACACGACCCGUCUUAUAUUUUUUGUCUGUGUAUCUUUUCAUUUCCAGCGGCAAUGCAUUAUUAAACGUUUUAGUAUGAAAA